AAGUCCGCCACUCGUCUGCUCUAUUUGUUUGUUUUAAAGCUCUUCUCUGCAUCUCCACUUCCAAUGCUGAUUUUUUUUCGCGCCUAUUUAAACCGCCAAACCCUAGUCUCCAUUCGAAACCUCCUCCAACCAAUCUACAAAUUUCUCUUCUCUCGCUGCCUCCCAAUGACCACCACCAGCAAAAACCAGUCCUCCGCCGAUCCUCCGCCGUUCGAUCCGUCGAAGCCGGCGAUUCCAGUCUCCUUUCCGAUCAAAACCCUAGACGACCUCGAGUCAAGGUCGUAUUUCGAUUCGUUUCACUUCCCAUUCAACAAGGCCUCGGUGGCUCUGCAGUCUAGAUUGGCUGAUCGGCCGAGAGUUCUGGUCUGUCAUGACAUGGCUGGAGGGUAUAUAGAUGAUAAGUGGGUUCAAGGAGGGACUAAUUCAGAUGCGUAUGCGAUAUGGCACUGGUAUUUGAUCGAUGUUUUUGUCUACUUUUCGCAUACUUUGGUUACUAUCCCGCCUCCGUGUUGGACUAAUACCGCGCACAAGCAUGGUGUCAAGGUAUUGGGGACUUUCAUCACAGAAUGGGAUGAUGGGAGGGAUAAUGCCAAUAAACUGCUAGCAACGAAGGAGUCUGCCCACAUGUAUGCUGAGCGCUUGACUGAACUAGCUACUGCUUUGGGAUUUGAUGGGUGGCUGAUAAAUAUGGAGGUCGAUUUGGAUGUAGGGCAAAUCCCUAAUCUAAAAGAAUUUAUCAUCCAUUUAACUACAACAAUGCACUCCUCAGUGCCUGGAUCUUUAGUUAUAUGGUAUGAUAGUGUUACCGUUGAUGGCAAACUUAGCUGGCAAGAUCAACUGAAUGACAGUAAUAAACCAUUCUUUGAUAUAUGUGAUGGAAUAUUUGUAAAUUAUACAUGGCAGGAAGACUAUCCAAAACUUUCAGCUGCUGUUGCUGGUAACAGAAAGUUUGAUGUUUACAUGGGCAUUGAUGUUUUUGGGAGGAACACUUAUGGUGGUGGACAAUGGGAUACCAAUGUUGCACUUGAUGUACUAAAGAAAGAUGAUGUGUCAGCUGCAAUAUUUGCUCCUGGGUGGGUCUAUGAGACUAAACAACCACCUGAUUUUCAGACUGCUCAGAACCGUUGGUGGGCGCUUGUUGAGAAAUCAUGGGGAAUAGUACAAAAUUACCCCCGAGUGCUACCAUUCUACUCAAAUUUUGAUCAGGGUUGUGGUUACCAUAUAUCUGUAGAUGGAGGUCAAGUAUCAAGUGGUUCUUGGAACAACAUAUCCUCCCAAAGCUUUCAGCCUUUCCUUGAGUUUUCUGAAGAUCCACCUUCCGAAUCAAUUGAAGUCUUUGUUGAUCGUAGGGAAGCAUCUUAUAGUGGAGGAAGCAGCAUUACAUUUAAGGGAACUCUGCAAGGCACAUAUUUCACAAGAAGGCUGUUUCAGGGAGAUCUUCUUUUUGGGGAUUUACCAGUCCACUUCACAUAUUCUGUUAAAUCAGAUGGGAGCUCUCUAAUAGGCCUUUCUCUUAAAUUUUCUUCUUCCACGAAUGAGAAAACAUCAGUACUUCUUGCUUCCCAUGGAAAUGCUUUACUUACCAUGAACCAGUUUUCAAGCCACUUCAGUAAAAUAAUUAUGCCUCGUCAAGUUACAAAGCCAGAAACCGACCCAGGAUGGGUCAUACAGGAUAGUAGCAUUACAAUGAAUGGAUCAACAUUAACGGAAAUUCAUGCUGUAUGCUACCAUUCAAAGCCCGAACUUAAUAGAAUGAGUUUAAAAUCCCAGCCAGAUGGAGUAGAUAAUUCCCUGGAUCGCGGUUCAACUCAAUAUUUUGCCGUUCUGGGUCACUUCACUGUCAAAACUCCUGGACAGAACUUGGAUUUCCCCCCAUCUACCUCAUGGCUAGUCGAGGGUCAAUACAUUAAUUGGACUUCAGGUUCUCAGGGGUCAAAGACCCUUAGUGUUAAGAUCGUUUGGAAAUUGAAAGAUGGGAAGGCUUCUCUGUUCCCAAAGUACAAUAUUUUUGUUGAAAAGCUUGCAAAUCAAGAAGCUGGGGCGCAGGAGUAUCUGGGAGUGGCGGAAAUCCAAGCCUUUUAUGUUUCUGAUCUUUCAGUUCCAUCUGGGACUUCUAAUCUCAAAUUCAUCAUCCAAGUGUGUGGCGAUGACGGGACUUCUCAAAAGGUAGAUGAUUCUCCCUCUUUUCAAUUGCCUGUUAAACCUUCGUAAAUUAUGUUACUUUUUCAUCUUUUGUUUUUAGAGGGAACAUGAAUUAUGUUAGAUGUACUUGGAAAUUGUUGUACCAUGACAAUAAAUUUGAAAUAAGAGUUGGGUCUAUGUCAUUUUGACAUUGUUUUCUGAACUGUAUAUAAUUGGCUGUAAAGAUGAGUACCUAUUUGAAGU
Camellia sinensis is the source of this 2385-nucleotide messenger RNA. Lineage: Eukaryota; Viridiplantae; Streptophyta; Magnoliopsida; Ericales; Theaceae. The record is from RefSeq and is a predicted model, not a curated record.